CCAGUUGUCAAACAAAAGUGUGUUGAGGUGGUUGUUCUUUGUACGCGGAUAGAAAAAAACGUAAAUAAUAGUGCAUAAAAUAUUAUGAACUUAAAAAAAUAUAACUUAUCUUAAUUUUAAGCAUUACUUAAUUAAAUUAGCUGUUGUAUAGUCAAACAAAAGAUACAAAAAUGUCGGAAAAAGAAAAAUCUAAAGUGAAUGUCCAAGCAAAACACAUUCCCAAAGAUGCUCAAGUUAUUAUGUCGAUUAUGAAGGAGGUCGGCAUUACAGACUAUGAGCCCAGAGUCGUGAACCAGCUCUUAGAGUUCACUUACCGAUAUGUUACAUCUGUGUUGGAUGAUGCACGGGUAUUUGCUACCCACGCCAAGAAGAAAACUAUAGAUCUAGACGAUGUUCGACUAGCAGUACAGAUGCAGUUGGACAAGUCGUUUACGAGUCCUCCUCCGAGAGAGGUGUUGCUGGAGAUAUCGAGAGUGAAGAAUGUUAAUCCUCUGCCAAUGAUCAAGCCACACUGUGGACUGCGGUUGCCGCCAGAUCGCUAUUGCCUGUCUGCCUGCAACUACCGCCUUAAGCCAGCUGUCAAGAAGGCUGCGCCCAAGCCCACCAUCUCAGCCGUACCUUCAUUGAAGACAGUUACCACUUCCAAGCCCCCACCCACUCAGAAUGUGGUGGUAAAGAGACCUCCGGGUGCUAUUGUGAAUGUGGCUACCCCCAAACCUACUGUAGUUCCUAAACCUGUCCUCAAAUUCACAUCUGGUACCAAGGUUGUAGCAAAGCCAGCAGUGAGAGUAACAGCCGGCCCAUCAGCACACACAUCCGUCAAGAUGGAGAUGGAUGAAGGACCUCAAAAGCGAAAGCGUGAAGAUGAUGAUUACGAAACCUAAUUUAAGUUUUAUCUCUAUCCAUUAAGUUUCAUUUUUAAGUGUUUUUAUUAUCAAUGACAGUAUAGUGGUACAUUAUUUUA
Molecule: messenger RNA, 964 nt
Organism: Spodoptera litura
Lineage: Eukaryota; Metazoa; Arthropoda; Insecta; Lepidoptera; Noctuidae
Gene: Taf9
Product: TBP-associated factor 9
Biological process (GO): DNA-templated transcription initiation; RNA polymerase II preinitiation complex assembly
Cellular component (GO): transcription factor TFIID complex; SAGA complex
Molecular function (GO): RNA polymerase II general transcription initiation factor activity; transcription coactivator activity; protein heterodimerization activity
Source: RefSeq, a predicted model, not a curated record